AUGCUCGCAUUUUUUUUCAAUUUAAGAAGUAAAUCGUUCCUUCGAUCCUCAUCCGGCCCAUCGUAUCCGUAUCCACGUACGCAUACCACGCUUAUGGUAGUCCCAUCGAAUCGACCUGUGGCACCAACGGAACCGCCGACCACCAAAAAACAGUCCUCACGACGACGUCCACCACUGAACCGAUCGAUACCGCCGAUUCCGGAAUCAAAAUCGAACGAGAGCAUCAUGAGCCAGGCCUCACGCAGAUCCAACAACAACGACAAGACGGACGAUUCUCAACAAUCUGAUUGUGUGGUGAUCGAGAACCGAACUGUCAUCCAGCAGCUACAUCGAAAUCAAAAGAUUCCUCGACCGCCCACAUCAAAAAGACCUUCUGACGCGAAAGGAGGUCAAAAAUCCCAUCGUAGUUCGGAAACCACACCUCGAAGUCCGUUGAUGACCGUGGCAAGGACAGUGAAAAAUAAAUUCACCAAAUUGACGAGAAUGGGACGACACGAGCAGCACGACGUUUCGAUGAAGGGCAGUCAGAGCUUCUCAGGGAUACGACAACCAAAAGCGUCAAUUCCCAAGCGAAUCGACCAGAAUGCAAAUCGAGUCAUAAAAUCAUCGUCGAUGGAUGUCGCCACAACUAGUCAGGAAGCAUCGGCGGCACCAUCCACAUCACGACAUAUGGUAGUUAUUCCACAAAAUCCGACAAGAUUGGAAGAUUUCUCCGAAGAAACGUCACUUGCUGAACAAGUUCUUCAGAAAGAAAAUACGGAUCCGGAAAAAGCAGAGGAUGCCAACUUCCAGCUUUCCGCGCCGGAGGAUCGUCGCAGAUUUCCGGAAACGACGCAAGCGGUCUCAAUGAGCCUUGACGCCGAUGUGUUGGUCGUCACAAAAGAGCUCGACAGUACCAGCUCGGCCUCACAACGGACGGAAACGAAGCGAAUAAUUGAAGUGGAAGAAAAGACUCUGGAAAGGAUCGAAAAGGUGCCAGAAAGCGAAAAAGAGCAGACCACCCACGAAAUUAGCAACAGUAACGAUCUCUACUGUUCGUCGCCUCCCCUAAAUACUUCCGAGUGCUCUGGAUCACAUGGAUUUGCGGACGAAGGAACUUGUGAGGUCAAGGAGGAACCAGCGACCGUAGAUGUGCCGCCGUUCACGCAGGGCAACCUGAAAACACCCCAUCUUCCCAGAAAACAUCACACAUUCUUACUGGGAGAGAAAAUUCCGGACACUUCAAGUGAUUUGAAAGCUGAAAAUGUUCAGGAUGAGGUGAAAAGAGUGUUGGAGGUGGAGGAGGUGCCGGUUGAGGAAACCAGUCCCACUCCCAGAUAUGUGAUGACCGUAAAAACUCCAGAACCAAUGCGAAAACAUUUAGCAUUUUUUGUGGAUGAAAGCGACCCACAAACUGCCGUAGGCGCUAAAUCUCCUAAGAAGAAGAAAAAAAUCGUUAAGCAACGUUCGAUGCCGGAAUGCACGAGAACCGGCGUUUCUCCGGAACGAUACAUAAUGAAAAUUAAGACACCAGAGGCGCUACGUCGACAUCAUACGUUCACAAUCACUGAGAGACCUCGAAGUCCGGAUGUACCGUAUAUCGAGGAAGGAGAGAUCACUGAACCAAUCGCUACCGUUGGACCAACCGCCGAAAAACUUAAGCGAUCCCGAUCGGAGAGUGCGAAACGUUCCGGAAGAAUGGUGGAUGAGAAUAGUAAAUUGGAAAAAUUCACCAUUACCGUGAAAACGCCAUUCACAAUGAGAAAAUUCAAGACAUUUAUGGUUGAGGAGAAACCGAAGAGCUUCGAGCUUCCUCAAUCAAAAAGUGUGGAAGCUCUUGCGCAUGCAAAAGUGAGUUUUGCGGUGGAUCCCGAGGAAAUCGUCGAGAAAACGCCUACGCAAGCUGCGGCGGAGCCGGUUUCGGCAACCCCUCACGUCAAAAAGAAACAAAUUCAGAGCGGUAGUGACGAGGAGGACGUUAAAGAAAUGGAAGAGGUGGAUAAUGAACGGAAUGAGAAAUUUGUUCUGACCACUUCCACACCACUUACAAUGAGGAAAUUUCAAACAUUUAUGAUUGAGGAUAAAAACGUGGCGGAUCAACCGACAAAAUCACAUACGAUCUGUAAUAUCGAUGCGAUCGCAAGCCUGGAGAAAGAGGCUGAAGUUAACGAACCGUUGAAGACCAGUGACAUGUAUAUGUUGACGACGAUGACACCGCUACCGCAACGGAAGGAACGUCCCAAUGAAUCGCAUCUGGAACGAAUUGCACGCGAGAAAUCCAGAAGCACGUCUCGGUCACCGGAUAAAGCGUGCCUAUUUAUUAUGGGCACCAGAAAUUCCCGAACCUAUCAUCAACCCUUUGAAAAAGAGUUCGUAGUUGAACGUGAGGUGGAGAACGUGAAAUGUGCUGUGGUUCAACCGCAACGUAUUUCAACAAGCAUGGAUUCGCCGAGUAGAGAGCGCAGUCAUUCGGAUAAUGCGGAACCGAUCGAGAGGAAGGCUAGCUGUUCACCGGGUGAAAUGACCUCACCGGAAGAAGAGAUCCCGAUGGACACUCAUUUGACCCCGACCGAGGAACACGACGAGGACGCGCUUAUCAUAAGACCGAUAAGACGUCCUCCGGACGUUGCUUCACCUAUAACCGAAGAGCCGGAACUGUCAGUCUCUCUUGACGUUUGCGAAAGUUCCAAAGAAACGGCGAAAAAGGAAGAAUCCGGACCGAAGGAGAAGGAUUUCGAACCACCAAUAUUUCGCCCUCCGAGCCCACCAAAAGAAGUCUACAAACCAAUCACUUCCUCAAAAUCAACGUCACCGUUGAAACGACGAAAAGAGAGUUGUGAGAAGCAAAUCUCCACAGUCAGGAUACUGGAAGCGAAAUCGAAACCAAUUUCAAGUAUGAAGUCACGUUCCGAGGAGAGAAAAGAAAAGAAGGCUGAAGAAAAAGAAAAGGAGCGAACGAAACAACGUGAAAAACGUGAACGUGAGGAACGAGAACGUGAUAGAACGACGGACAGAGAACGAUUAUCGAAAAGUCCAAAGAUGCCGAUCACAACCAGGUCGUUACGAUCGGCUGGUAAAAUGUUGGCACCGUCGUUCUUCCGGAAAGGUGAAUCAAAAAUCCCGAAAUCUUCAAAGACGGCAUCAUCUCCUCCGGUAAUGACCGUCACAAAGCAACGAAUGUCCUUACCAUUCCGAAACGGGCGACGAGCACCGCUUGCCGAAUUCGAAUCGUUGGUGGUGGAGGAUUCGCCGGCAGUCGAAAACAAUCCAAUAAGUUUUGAGAAAUGGAGCGCUAGCCCGAGAGGGAAGAGGAGGCACUCGGCGCACGUAAACGGAUUUACGGAGCCAAUCGUUGAGGAAAGCGAUGGGAAUGGGAACGUUGGCGUUUCGAUCGUAUCCAGAGUAGAAUGUGUGAUGUCACCGGCUCUACCGCGGCAAGAACCCGAUCGUGGACUUAUUGACGACGAGAUUCUGGACCAACCGAUGCUUGUCGGUGACACUUUCUCACAUUCGGAUUCAAUAGACGGAUUGUCAGCGAUACGAAGAAUGGAAUUCGAAGCGGAAAAGGCUACACUUAUUUCAAUUGACCGUUCACUUAUAGAAGAUAGUGAAACGAUGCCACGUCGAACGUUCGACAAUGGGAAUGGCACGUCGACGACAACGCGAGCCGCGGCAGUCUUCGCUGGACCACCAAGUGGUUAUCGAAAAGCGUUAGAGGAUGGCCUCAACGAGGUUGACGAUAUUCGAAGUCAACUCGAAAAACUACAGUACUUAGUCGCACAGGAGAUGCGCUCUCCGGAUGAGACGAAAGAGGCGUUAAUUCGUGAGAACGAGGCGCUACGACGGGAAUUGCUCGAAAAAGACGAGCUGAUCUCCUCCCUUCGUCAACAAAUCGCAGCACAAAAUCAUUGA
Messenger RNA from Necator americanus (New World hookworm), 3891 nucleotides. RefSeq lists its product as uncharacterized. Bases 1 to 3891 code for a protein of 1296 amino acids. NCBI's taxonomy places the organism in Eukaryota, Metazoa, Nematoda, Chromadorea, Rhabditida, Ancylostomatidae. The transcript is spliced from 21 exons. The record is from RefSeq and is a predicted model, not a curated record.